This is a messenger RNA of Sander lucioperca (pikeperch), 5619 nucleotides long. RefSeq names its product glypican-1-like. Gene Ontology annotation, molecular function: fibroblast growth factor binding. The coding region runs from base 594 to 2219 and encodes 541 amino acids. The transcript is spliced from 10 exons. The record is from RefSeq and is a predicted model, not a curated record. Lineage: Eukaryota; Metazoa; Chordata; Actinopteri; Perciformes; Percidae. Gene Ontology annotation, cellular component: cell surface; extracellular region; synapse. Gene Ontology annotation, biological process: cell migration; regulation of protein localization to membrane; negative regulation of fibroblast growth factor receptor signaling pathway.
GAACAUCUACACUCUCUCCCGCACACUCCCUUAAACACUCAUUUCAUUGUCCCAAAGCCUGGAAAGAGGGAUUUACAGGACAGUUCUCCUUCUGUCUGAAACCUUAUUUUAAACAACGGAUUUAGCUCGUGUUGCCUUUAAGCCGGCUGAUUUCCAUAAUCAUGAACGGGUAGUCUGCGCGUGGAUCUACACCGAGUUUGACUGACCGACACCUGCACACUCUCUAUCUCUCCUUUCCUCUCUUUUGUCUCUGACAUCUCUGCAGCUCACAGCCAGCAGCGCUGGAAGAGGAGGAGCAGCGGCGUGUACCUGACACCUACAGCCGCGCGUCGCAGUUCUCUUCCCGAGCAGAAACACCCUGCAGGACUUGCCCGCCACGGGUGCCUCCUUCUAUCGCCAGGUUGUCCGUGUGCAGUUUGAACGGGGAACACGGCUUCUGCUGACGGACUGAAAACUCUUUAAAAAAUAAAAAAAAUAGCAACAACACAUUGAAGACAGGGGACUUCGAACAACUCCUGCUUGAUUCACUAGGACCAGACAUCUUUAGGAUUUUCUGACUGACUGUAAGAAAGAAAAGGACUACAAUUCAGAAGAUGCGUCCCCCGGUGUUUCUCUGUGUGUUGCUGUGUCUGUCUGCAGCGGCGGGCCCGGUGGCCGGGGCGGACCGAAGCUGCUCCGACCUGCGGCAGUUCUACACCGGGAAAGGGUUCACUCUAGUAGAGGUACCUCAGACGGAGAUCUCCGGUGAACAUUUGAGGAUGUGUCCUCAGGGUCCAACUUGUUGUACCAGCACCAUGGAGGAGAACCUGGGAGGUCUGAGCGCUCGAGAGACCGAGGGACUGAUCAGAGAAGCCGGCAGGUCGCUGCAGUCUGCCUUCAAUGCUCUCCACAGGAGCUUCGACACAUAUUUCACUGAGCUGCACGGUCGCUCUGAGCGCUCCCUCCCGGAGGCGCUGUCUCCACUCGGCGCCCUGUACUCACAGAACACCCGUCUCUACGGAGAUCUCUACACCGACCUGCGACAGUACUACCGAGGCUCCGCUCUCAACUUGGACGAGACCCUGUCUGAGUUCUGGUCCCGUCUCCUGGAGCGUACCUUUAAAAUCUCCGCUCCAUCAGAGGUCAACCUGUCAGAGGACUACCUUGAAUGUGUUGCUAAGCAACAGGAGACGCUGCGGCCAUUUGGAGACGUCCCAAGGGACAUGAAGGCGAAGCUGAUCCGCGCUUUUGUCACAGCCAGGUCGUUUGUCCAGGGGCUGAUAGUCAGCGGAGAGGUGGUCAGGAAGGUCUCACAGGUUCAUUUGAGUCCAGAGUGUAUGAAGGCCCUGAUGAAGCUGGUUUACUGCCCCCACUGUCACGGCAUUGCCUCCGUCAAACCCUGCUCCAACUACUGUUCCAACGUCAUGAAGGGCUGCCUGGCCAACCAAGCUGACCUGGACCCCGAGUGGCAGAAUAUUAUAGACACAAUGAUCCAGGUGGCCUCUAGUUUCAGCACGGAGCCCAGUCUUGAUGUGGUUCUCUCCUCUAUCCCUGCUCGAAUCUAUGAGGCUGUUCACUUCCUGCAGGAAAACAUGGACACAUUCACAACAAAAGUGUACCAGACAUGUGGUACUCCAGGUGAACCAGGAACAGGAAGUCCCACACUCCAUGAGCAGAGGAAGAAGAGCGGCUCCCUGACCGCAUCAGAGUACAAACCCUCUCCAACCGCUGGGCUCAGACUGGAGAUGCAGGUUUCAGAUUUGUCGAGUAAGCUGAGGGAGAUGCGGCAGUACUGGACCCAGCUUCCUGUGGCACUUUGCAGCAAACUGGCAGCAGGAGGCGCCGGUCAGGAUAAAUGCUGGAAUGGCAUCACAAAAGCUAGGUACCUUCCAGAGGUGAUGGGUGAUGGCUUGGCCAAUCAGAUCAAUAACCCAGAAGUAGAGCUUGACAUCACAAAGCCAGACAUGACCAUCAGGCAACAGAUCAUGCAACUCAAAAUCAUGAGCAACAGGCUGAAAAACGCACUGGAGGGCAACGAUGUGGACUUCCAGGAUGCAAGUGACGACAUUAGCGGCUCAGGAAGCGGGAUGUGCGUAGGUGGUCUGUGUCCUCGGAACAGACCGGGAUUGUAUGCCUACUCGCCAGACAACAACCGAGUCAGAGGCACAGCCACGUCUCAAACACCCAUCUGUGGACUCCUACUCCUGCUCCCAUUGACCAUCCUGCUGCUUCAGCGAUGAUGGACCACAGCUGCCUCAAAUCAGACUCUAAGUCUACAGGAGGGCUGAACCACGCAACGGACAAAAAGGGGUUUGGUGGGGGGGGAAGAUUGGAAGGUAAAUUUGCCAAAAAAUGAAAAAGACAUCUUGGGGAAUUAAUGGACGACAUUUUAUUUGACCAAGAGGAGCAAAAUUGACAGUGACAAUAUUCUUUAUUUAGUUUUGCUCAGUUUCAAUGUGUCUUAGUUUAGGUGUGAUUCAGUUUGUUGAGCUGGUUUCAAUGGAUUGUUGGAAGAAGACAAAGAGAAUGAUGGCUGUUGAUGAUGAAAAUAAUGAUGGGGAUAUUGAUAAUGAUUUAUUGACACUUUAGCAGAUCCAUUUAGCUCCAGGUUCCAGUCAGUAGGCGGCAGAGCUCAGUGAAAGAAAUGUUUGGUUCCCUGAUAUGUGGUGCGUUCAACAAGGCUUUUUUUUUUUUUUACUGGAGUCGAGGUUGACUACCUUAACAAACAUUGUGUAAGUUGUAAAUGUUUGUGUACAUUAGCUAACAGACUGGCACCAUAUUGAGCCAUGAAUGUACAGUGUAAUACUAUAUUGGCAAUGAAUCUCCCCAUAAUCUGGGAUGUAGUCGUCCAGAUGUUUUGGUGUGUGUUGGCAUAAAUGGUUACAUUGAGUUGGAUUUGUUUAAAAUAUUGCAGAUAAAUUAUCACACAUUAUUGUAUGAGAUGUUGUGAUUGCAAGAUUUUACCUCACUUUUACUGUAUACCCAACCAUUUCCAAGGAAAAGGGAAAUGACCACCUUUUUAACAACUCAUCACCUUCUUAAGAAAACAAGCAGUGUCAUCAAAGCACUUGUAAACAAGCACAGACAAGCAGUUUCCUUAAAUCCUGUAAUUUAUCCUGCAGUGAAGACUAAAAACUGCACAUUAUUCUGACACUUGUGGUUGCAAUAACCACAAAAAUCUCCACAGAGAACAUUUCAUGACAGUAAUUUUUAGAGAGGACUCCUUGUUGAACGCACACCUGCGUUUAGUAACUUUAAAGUCUUAGAAGCAGCACAGUGGCUGAUAUACAGUAGGUCAAACCAAAGCACUUAUUACACUGAACACUUUUUUACAUUUUUUGACAGCAGACAUCGCCCCGAGUACGUUUAACAUUUGUGAUGACCCUUGUGCCAGGUUUUGUAAUUGCAUAUUUAAACAAAAAAGCAUCAAUAAGAAAACAAAGGUCUUGUGCAUACAGUCCAGGAUAUUGACAACAUGUAUACAUUUACCUGGUGAUACAUAAUUUACUCGGCAUGCCUUUCUUUCAGUCUACACUACUAUACUGAUACAUAUGGGACUCCUGAUUCACGUAAGUCUCUUGCACAUACACACAUUUACACACACUGGGGUUGUGUAUUAAGCUGAUUUUUAUUCAUCAGUGUAUUUAAUCACACAUUUCAUUCAUUAAACACUGUUUGAUUGUGGCAGUGGAUUUUGCCAUGCACAAUUUGAUUUGGGUAUUGCUGAUUAGCAUCCAUUAACGAGAAACUAGAUCUUUAUUUAAAGGGGCACUCCACCAAUUUUACAUAUCCUAGUCAAAAUUGUAUAAAGUCCUCUGUGGCUCUGGAUAGAGCUUUCUAAUGUUUGAGAAAAUAAGCCUGAGGAUGUCAUAGUGAUGUCAUCAGCUUGGGCUUGGAGGCUAGAACUUUGUAACAGAAAAAACUGGGGGCAUCAGGUUUGAAAGACGUGGGUGUUUACCAGACAGGGAGGAUCAAACAAAAUGAUUAGAGUUGCAAUUACGGCAAAUAUAGGAUCUAGUGUUUAUGGAGCUUGACCCGUUAUUAGGGACUACAAGUCAGGAUAUCUCUAGGGAUGGCAAUCUCGGUCUGUCUGUUGGACCACCACUUUGAUCCAGACUGAAAUAUCUCAACAUCUAUCAGACGGAUUGCCAUGUUCCCUGCAGGAUUCAUUCGUAUCACUUACCUGUUCAUCUGGUGCAUCAGGUCAGAAUUUAAAUGUGUCUAAUAUUUGGGUUUAUGACCAAAUACCUGCUAAACCAUCGGCCUCAGCUCUACGUAAAGUAAAGGUAAACUAAAAUGAUAAAUAUGGUAAACAUUUCACCUACUUGGCAUCAUUCAGUAUGUUAGCAUCGUUAUUGCAAGCAUGUUAUUUUGCUGAUGUUCUCCAUUAGCUCAAAGCCCCACUGUGCCCAAGUACUCACAGAACCACCAGCAUAGACUCUUGUUUAAAAGUCUCUUGCAAGUCCCCUGAACUUUAUGGAAGUGCAAAACUAAAUCACUGGAGUACCCCUCUAUGUUCCUCUCAUUGUGAAGUCUGAUACAACUUUACAAACAUGUACUGUAUCUAAGAAUCUAUCCAUUAGCCACAGAGAUAUGACUAAGCACCAGUUGCUCUCAUCUUCACAAUGUCUGUGCCUGAUGCUCUGUGGCCUGUGGAUUUAGUCAUGACUCAGUCCCUGACUUUGCUCAUUUUCUAGAAAAACUCAACUUGCCAGCUGCACAACAGCUAUAAAUAAACAUAUAACUCUUUGUAACAGGCACUGACAAGCGUCAUGUGGCCCUGCUGGAGAAAAACGGGCCCACGUGUUGUGUGUGGGAAUGACAAUCCUGCACCAGUCAGGGGGUUUCGAGUUAAUGCAUGAUUUAUUUUCCUGAUGCAUACAACAGAAUAAAGCAGAGCAGCAGGCACAUACACAAAGAUUUCACUACACAUUUCUGUCUUUGAAUGCUGGAAAGGUCUUAAACGUUUUAUUUCUCAACAUCAGUAUCGUAUCUUUGGUCGAGAGGACCCGAUCUGAACAUCCAUCUGAAUUCACCCUUUUUUUGCAUCAUGGGUCUUUCCUGAAAUGUGUCUUUUCCUGUAAUUGUGAAUGAUGUGGAAGUAAAGGUAGAGUCUGAGUUUUACUGAGAUGUGGGAGGACACGUGUAGCAGCCACAGUCUACAACACUGUUGAUUUUACUUGUCUAGACAUGAAGAAGAUUUAUCGACUCUCAGCACUCUGAGCUGAGCUGUCUGUCCAUGACCAACAUUUUGAGUCCCCCCAGGUGAGAGUUACCUUUGAACAAAAGGUGCCACAACUCUUGCUGAACAAAUAUAACAAAUGUAACUUAACUCUAGAGACAGCUUAAACAUAAUUGUUCUGCUCAUGUGGCAGCUUGCAGGUCUAGAAUCGAUUUUUUGGGUCUCCAUCUGUGGUUUAAAAAGCAAUAAACUCAGUGCUAAUGUGUUUUCUUGUAGACGUGGCUAAUUUUCUUAACCAAUUUCAAAUGCCUCCAACUGCUGGCUCUAAGAUUAGAAGCAUCUCCCGCUCUUUGUCUGCUUUUCACUUACACACAGACAGAUACACAACUCUUUAAGAUACUGGUCAAUGUGUACAAGGAUGCAAUAGCCACUGAAUAAAGGUGAUUGUUGUCGUGGUA